AAAAUGACUCCUGGCGUGUGACGUACAGCGCGAUGUCCGCCCGGCGCACCAACGUCACAGUCACGUGACAACGUUUGAAAUUAAACCUCGAAUCUCGCGGCCGUAGCGGACAACGACAUUCCUGUCACUCGAUCAUAUCGCGCAGGACUCAUGGCUUUAGGGGUUGAAAGAGCAAAAUGUGAGUUAUCACUGAAUAACAGCAGCAGCAGCACUCAGUUUCCUCAGAAGAAGAUGGAGGAGGAUCUGUCAGCCCCUCAGUGCAGUAACCCGGUGCAGAGUUUGGGGUCUCAGAGAGGUCAUGAGGAUGAAGUGGUGCUCCAGCAGGACUCUCAUCUUCAGAUCAUGUACUGUAAAGAUCUGGUGUAUCGGGAUGAUCACGAGUUUUCUUUUGAGGAGCUCAGAGCUCAGCGCUACUACAAAGCUUUGAGCGAGAAAGCUUCUCACCUGAACAAACUGAAACAGGAUCUACAGCUUCAGAUCCAGCAGAAACUUCUAGAGCAGAAGAAGACCACCGCUUCACAGCUGAUUGUUGGUGAGGAGACGGUUUCUGAUGGCACGUGUGAAUCGACCUCCACUGGAGUUCUAUCUGCUCCGGUUCAAAUACACAGCAAAGCAGAACCAGACUGGAAGAGUGACAGUGUCAGUUCAAUGGGUUGGGAAAACAUGACUGACGGUGGAAACGACUCCAAACUACAGAAGAUGACGACAUCCAAACCCUUCACGGUUUUUGAUGAGAAUCCUCAGUCGAGCAAAAAACCUUCUUCAUCCAGCCGCUGGUCUUUAAAGUUGCCCACCCUGAAUCUGAAAGCUCCCAGACCAAAAGCAGAGCUCUCCGCUGACAGAGAAGUGUCUAUCGCUCGCUCCGAGGAGCCCAUCCUAAACGGACACUGGAACAAGACUCUGUGCCGCAGUCCAAACGACACUUGUGACUUCGCUCGUGCGACUCAGCUCGCAUCCACACCGUUCGCGGGAGCAGAGAGACAGAAAGUGAGGGAGGAUCUGAACACCGCUGCUCCAGAAGCAUCUCAGACACAGAACACUGAGACCAGGAAGCUCAGCCCUAUUCAGGAGAUCAGUCAUGAUUUGGGAGGAACUUCAUUGGUCACCGUCACUCAUGAGAGCAUGAAACCCUCAGAGGGCGCUGACAUCAUCCAAGAGGAAGAGGAGCAGGAGGAGGAGGAGAUACCCGAAACUGUUGGAACACCAGACGUCUGCAGUGAGGUCGUGAGGUCCAGACUGCUUCAACAUGUGGACAUGCCGUCAUUUUCCAAUUUCCACCGUCGAACAGGAGCUCUGCCUCAGGCCAGCGGACAUGAUGACCUUCUCCUCGAUGGAGAAAUGUUGCUUUACUGCAGUAAACUAAAGCAUUACACGCUCUACUCAUCCAGCACUGGAACUGUUCUGAUGAAGGUGGAGUCGACUUCAGUGCCGUGGGAUUUCUUCAUCAGCUCAAAGAUCAGAUCUUCACACUCCACACAUCAUGAUGAUGAUGAUGAUGAUGAUGAUGUGCAUGUCUCCUGCUAUCUUUAUGAUAACGGAUGCUUGACUCUGUGGAGAGUUCCUCAUGGAGUCACCGUCGAGGAUCUGUUAGCUGAGCCGGUUGCGAGCGCAGAUCUUCCUCAUCUGGUGAUUCGAUUGCUGGAGAUGGUGAAACAGCUUCAUUCCUGUCAGAUCGUUCAUGGAGGUCUGAAGCCUGAAACGCUGUACUUUUACUACAGUGACAUGACGGCUCUGGAUUUCUCAGCGUCGGUGGAUCUUGAGAUGCAGAGCGAUGUGAGAACAGUGCAGGUUUUAUCUUCCUCACAGGAUUAUAUAACACGAGGUCUCCUGACUCCCUCUGCAUCACCGUAUCAGGUGGAUCUGAUGGGUGUUGCAGAAAUCACGCACAUGUUAGUGUUGAAUGGACCGCUGACGGUGUCGCGUGGAAACUCGGGCUGGAGUUUAGAUGAACAUCACAGCAGUUCUGUAGAUCCUGUCUGGAAGGACUUCUUCAAGAUGAUUCUGAAUCCAGGAGAGCUGUCGACAGAACUCAUCUUAUCCACUUUAAUCAAUAACCUGAAGGAGAGUUUAUAAAAGACAUGUGGACAUCUUUAUUCUCAAUACUCCAUCAAACCAAACUACACUUUCAUUCUAAAUGUAUAUUGUGUAUGUCUUUGUCUAUUUUAUAUGUUGUUUAUACUCAUUAAUAAACUAUUUUGACUGCU
Messenger RNA from Triplophysa dalaica, 2204 nucleotides. RefSeq names its product BUB1 mitotic checkpoint serine/threonine kinase Ba (gene bub1ba). The record is from RefSeq and is a predicted model, not a curated record. Lineage: Eukaryota; Metazoa; Chordata; Actinopteri; Cypriniformes; Nemacheilidae. Gene Ontology annotation, molecular function: protein kinase activity. The coding region runs from base 151 to 2073 and encodes 640 amino acids. Gene Ontology annotation, biological process: mitotic spindle assembly checkpoint signaling; meiotic sister chromatid cohesion, centromeric. The transcript is spliced from 17 exons.